This is a messenger RNA of Dracunculus medinensis (Guinea worm), 2694 nucleotides long. Lineage: Eukaryota; Metazoa; Nematoda; Chromadorea; Rhabditida; Dracunculidae. The record is from the annotation of a GenBank genome assembly.
AUUGCCGUAAAUCUCAUUCACUAUGAUCUCUGGCUAGAGUAUAUUUGUUCAACCGAUGGGCGUUUACGAAGGGAUACUGGUGGAUCUCAGAGCCUUCUAACUGUCGAAUGGGAAGGAAUACAAACGGGUGACCAUCCUGACGAUAGCGUCGGUGGAUUUGCGGUUGAAUACCGUGCAGAAAAAGAUACCCAAUGGCAUGUUCAUGACGGUAUCAUUCCUUAUAAAGGACCUAAUUUACAGUAUAGGGUUCAGAUUCCUCGGUUACCAACUGGUAUUGCUUAUUUUGUUCGAAUUAAAGUUUUGGGCAAAAAUGGCAAAAUCCUUGUUGAAACUCCUGAAAUAAGAGCGAGAAAUGAGAUGGUCAGUAUAAAAUGUGAGUCAGAAGAUCUAACAUCACCGAGGAACUUAGAAAUCACUCAAACUGGUCAAUAUAGUAUUGCUAUAUCUUGGGAGCCUCCAGAGUGUGGUUCUGUGGGAGAAUAUCACAUAGAACUAUCAGGUGCAGACAUGAUGUUCGAUGUACAUCGACAAACUGUUACACAUCCAUCAGUGAGUGUUACCAAUCUCUUACCAGGAACGAAAUAUCAUAUUCGUAUAAGAGCCGUGGAUCGAGCGCAUAAUCUUGGACCAUGGAAUGAAGAAGAACUCAAUGCACAGACUGAUGGAAAUGCACCAGACAUUUCGGAAGAUAUUGAUAUCGAUUAUCGAUCAGAUACAGAACUUCGAAUAAGUUGGGCACCUUACAGUCAAAAAGAACCUGAAUAUUAUGAGGUCAUGGCUGUUGAAGUUGACAGUGACGAACGAUCAGUUGAGCGAACUCGCAUCGAACCUUAUUUAGAUUCUUUUAUGUUUGGUGGUUUAAAGCCAAAUACGGAAUAUCAUAUAGGCGUCGUAACUUUUGUCAGCCAUGAACCAGUGCUAAUCUACAAGCUUUUGUCAAAAACUGCUCCCAUUCCGCCGGUUUCAUUUACAUCACAACCAACCGUUGCUAGCGAAGGCGCUCAUAAUAUAUCGCUUCAUUGGAAAAAGCCCGAUGUUGAACAAACUAUUGAGAAUUUCGUUAUUGAAUAUAGAUUGCCAAAUGAAACAAAUUGGAGGAAGUAUGGCGAUAUGAUCUUUGACGAUGACACAGAAAUUUAUAAAAUUGCUGUAGAUCGAGUACCUGAUUCAGCUCUUUAUUCAGUACGCAUAUUAGCCGUCGACGACCAUCUCAGGCUUGUGGCAAAAACUACUGAAAUUGCUGUUGGAGAAGCUGCCUCAGAAUCAUGUGCGGGAGAAGCUGGUGUUCCACUUAAUGUUCAUGCUAGUUAUGUUUCAGAGAGUACAAUUCAGUUCACAUGGGGUAAACCAGAAUGUGACGAAACUUAUGGACCAAUCGACGGUUACGAAUAUUUAUUCUGGAAUGCUGAAAGUGAUUCACAAUCGGAUGUGGCAUCUUAUGUUGGACGCACUGCGGUUACUCUCAACGAUCUAACACCGAACACGCGAUAUGCGUUCCGGGUCAGGUCACGCGCCGGCCAUGGAUAUAGCACAUGGAGUGAUAUCGUACACACUACCACCGAAACUCAUUCUGGAUCGUUGGGAAAGCGUCAAGAGAAAUCACAUAUCACAGAUGCGAGAAACAUCUAUCAAUUAAGAAUCGUCUUAUCUCCGCCAAAUUCAUAUCUUGUGUGGACACCUUUACAGGAACAUCAGAAAGAUUUAUCGUUUAGGUUAUCAUAUAAAAUUAGUUCAAGUGCCGAAUGGACAAGAAUUAUCAAAAAAGCAGACGAGUUUACAUGCCCUGAAGGCAUUGCAGAUUCAGAGGAUUAUUGCUUCGACCUUUCAGAACUGAAGUAUGGCGUUCAAUAUACUGCAGACAUUGUAUAUAAACUUAAAAGUGGAGAAUGGACAACGAGUGGGAGUCCGCUAUUCUUUAUUUUAGUUGAAGCUGCUUCAAAUAUUAUUUCUUUACAACGCUUCAUUGGUCAUACUGAAAAAGAGAGCCAAGUAAGGACAAUCGUUUAUUGGAAUGUUGGUGGAGAUACAUCUCUAAUCGUAGCCUACCAGAUAGAUCUUCGUGCAGAAACAGAUCGAACAUGGCGACAACAUGAUGGCUAUGUGCCACAUCAGCCAGGAGAGACACAUUUCCGACACGAGCUUACUAAUCUACAUACUCAUGGACGCUAUUAUGUCCGAAUUUCCGCCAUAGAUUCAUCGCGACGAACAGUGGCAAUGUCAGAAACAACAAGCUUUACUGUUCAAUGUCAAGCACCAAGUGCUACUCCACAAAAUCUUCGUUUAACAACUAUUGCCGAUGGUGUACUUUUGUCAUGGUCAUAUAGUAGUGAAGAUAGCAUUGAUUGCGAGCCAUAUUUUUUAUUAGCUGGCUAUCAAAAUGGUGUGCCAUUAACCGAAAAAAUAGAUGGACAUUUACGAGAAUAUCAUCUAAAAGGUAGCACGGUUGGCGAAUGGCAGCUUGAGCUACGAGCUGGCAACCGUGUUGGCUCAGGUCCAGCUAGUGCACCUGUAAAUCUCGUUACUCCAUUGCAGCAAGCUAAUAAUAUUCGUAUUCAUCGUUCUGUCUGUGAUCCUCGUACUGACUUCUGGUGUCGUCCAUCAAUUGACAUUGUCGACCAUUCCACAUAUCAGGAAUCAGUCGAAGGUUUGACUGUGUGCCGUGUAUCUCCCUGCAAGAAAAAAUUUAUCCUAUAA